This is a messenger RNA of Haemonchus placei, 324 nucleotides long. The record is from the annotation of a GenBank genome assembly. NCBI's taxonomy places the organism in Eukaryota, Metazoa, Nematoda, Chromadorea, Rhabditida, Trichostrongylidae.
GAGGCCACAUAUUUCUCUGAAUACGCCAAUUUUUUCUACACCUUUUUGCACUACCGUGGAAUCCAUUACUCGUCCGUAACUAGAUACCUCAAAAUUACGUUAACCGUGCCUUCAAGGAAUGACUGCCAACUACUUGCUCAUUACGGUCUCAGGAAAUUAGUACGUCUGGACAAAUUGAGAACUAUUUACUUUCUGGCUUUUAUAAAGGAUUAUCGUAAGUUUAUUCUUACGCUAUUCACAAUGAACUGCAAACAAGUCGGAAUGUCAUCUUCAAGCCCAACGACGCGAACAAUUAGAGUGAAAUCCAUUCCUACGCAGAAAUAG